Messenger RNA from Helicoverpa zea (corn earworm), 2207 nucleotides. RefSeq names its product NF-kappa-B inhibitor cactus-like (gene cact). The record is from RefSeq and is a predicted model, not a curated record. The coding region runs from base 260 to 1315 and encodes 351 amino acids. The transcript is spliced from 5 exons. Gene Ontology annotation, molecular function: protein binding. Lineage: Eukaryota; Metazoa; Arthropoda; Insecta; Lepidoptera; Noctuidae.
AGUACAGAUGGCGUUCAGUUCGCUUUGUAAUAUUCAGUGCUACACAUGUGUGUUUAUCCGAACGCACCAUCGCAACAAGACUGAUCGGGAGCCAUCAUUAAUUCUCAUUGCGCAUGCGAUUUCGUUGUGGAGCGCUUGUUUACUACGUGAUUUAGUUUUUCAUUUUAAAACAUGGUUUCACAUACCUAGUGUUUUUAAAACUUACGUGCAUUCCAAUCAUUAGUUAAAGACUUGUGUGUUUUAUAAUAAAAGCAUCAAAAUGAGUGGAAAUAAGAGGAUCAAUUUCGAUACAAAGAUCACGGAAGACGAGAACAUCGAUUCUGGUUUUCUGUCGGGACCUUUGGACGUGUACCCAGGAGAUGAGGAGGAUAAGGAGGCGGAGCGCCAGUCGGCCAGUGAGGAUAAGAAAGUGUUGAGUGAUAGUGCAGUACAGCCUAGCGAUAGCGAGCUCGACAGUGGUAUUCUGUGUUUAUCGGAGUGCCUCUCGGGCGUGCAGCUCACUGACACGCAGACCCCACACAUCGAGGUCUCUCCUCCAGAACAGAAGAACCUCCCACCUAUCGUCAUAUUCUUCCAACAGGACGCUGAUGGCGAUACACAGUUACACAUAGCGUCAGUCCACGGCUGCGAGAAGUCAGUAGGAACACUCAUAAGGGUGUGUCCAAACAAAGCGCUGUUAGACGUAGCCAACGACGACGGGCACACGCCCCUGCACCUGGCAGUGAUGAGCGGGAACGCCGUGGUCACCAGGAUGCUGGUGCACGCAGGCCUGUCGCUCGGAGCGCGCGACAGGAAAGGAGAGACACCCCUGCACAAAGCCACCACAAAAGGACACAUUGAAUGCCUACAAGCGUUACUCGCGCCUGUGCCAGAACAUCCUAGGACUAAGUUAUCAUCAGUACUCGACCAAAAGAACUAUAAAGGACAAGCAUGUGUGCACCUCGCGGCGUCGUCAGGGAACAUAGAGGCACUGCAGACGCUCGUCUAUUACGGCGCUGACAUCAAUCUAAGGGAGAACCUAGCGGGCUCGACAGCGCUGCACAUAGCGGCGCGGCGCGGCGACGCGCGGCUGGCGCAGUUCCUGCUGGAGCGCGGCGCGGCGCCGCAGCCGCGCGACUACGCGUCGCGCACGCCGCGCCGCCUCGCGCGACACACCGCCGCCGCGCGCGCCUUCACCAACCUCUCCGCAGACGACUCCGACUCCGACACCGACGACGAUGACGAUAUGUACGACAGCGACAGCGGCGACAGUCUGUUCGAGAGGUUGCGGGAGAGCAUGAGCUCCAACAACGUCAACCUGAAGGGAUGUUGCUAGAGCAGCGCGCAGGCGGGGCGACGCCCGGCAGCACACUCCGCGCCGCCCGCCGCCGGGAACUACUCGAUACACCACUACAGCGCUUAGUUACUAUUCCCCACAACACUCGACCAUGUCGGGUUGUCCUAGAAACAUUUUGAUCGAUUGUAGUCAAGUAUAGUCAAAUAGAUCUGAACAUUAUUUCCUUGCUUGUCGUUCAUGCUUAGACUAUUCGGGAGCUUAGACUAUUCAAAACUAAACUUGAGUACAAAGUAUCGGUUGCUAUUUACAUUAAUGAUGCCAUAAAACACUGUAGUGACCUACUUGAAGACAAACGGUUACAGCGAGUCUGUCCUUGAUUGUAUCUAUGCAAUUAUCGGAACAGGUUUUCCCAACCGUAACUGUAACAUAAUCAUAGUUAUAUUGACUAUCUGACUAGAUCGUAAGGGCAGUGCGCCCUCAGUAACAACAUGGCUGCGUGAAGGACAAGUUAGUAGUGCACAGUCUAAGCUCCGUGAGGCGAGGAUUUAGUCUUCACUCUCAUUUGUAAAUAUAACCGAGGGGAGAAGACAUGUUGCACGGUCAGGAAAUACGCUCCACCGUACACAAUGCUGGGAAUUUUCCGGAUAAUAUUAUAUGAAGUUAUAUUUAUACGGAUUUGCCCUCUAAUUUGUUUCACGGGACAAUUGUAUUUCAUGUAAAGUGAUUGGGAAUUUGAGACUGGUCCACGCAAUGUGGAAUUACCCAACGCUGUGUACAGUGGAACACGAAAUAGUUUUAAGUUAUUUUUAAGCCUCAUGUACAGUCGCGGAAAGAAUGUUAAGUUUAGAAAAUUAUUUAAAUAGUGUGUACCUGUAAAAAUCUGUUAUUUGUAUAUUUAUUAGAGUCGAAUAAAUGUUGAUUACGAUAUAAA